AUGGCCCUCAAGGUCCUCCCCGCCUCCGCCCCCGACGUCCACCGCUCCGUCGCCAUCGAGAAGCGCGCCUACGGCCCCAACCGCAGCAGCGUCGCCCUCUUCCCCGGCCCCUUUCCCGAACCGGCCCCCGGCGUGAGCCCCGACGCCGCCCGCGUCGACACCCUCCUCACGCAGUUGCGCGAGGACCCCGCCGCCUGCCGCUGGUUCAAGGUCGUCGACCCCGACAUCCCUCCCGCUGCCGCUGGCGAAGUGGGCAGCGACGGUGACGGAAGCAGCGGCGCCGACGGCGAAAUGGUCGCCUUCGCCAUGUGCUACUUCUGGACUACGCCCCGCGACUCGCUGCCCCCGCGGCCCGCCUGGGGGCCCGGCACGAACCCCGAGGCGUGCGAGCUCUUCUUUGGGAGGUUGCGCGACGAGUGGCUCGCCCGAAUGGCUGGCAAGCCGCAUGCAUAUCUCAAGCUCCUGCACACGGACCCCGACCACCAGCGCCGGGGCGCCGGCUCCAUGCUUCUCCAGCAUCUCGCUGCCGAGGCCGACCGCCUCGGGCUCCCCACGUACCUCGAGGCCAGCGAGGAGGGCGCCCCGCUGUACGAGAAGAACGGUUUUCGCCGCGUCGCCACCAUCAUCACAGACCUGUCCCGGUGGAACGGGCCCGUCGACGCAGAAACCGUCUUGAUGUUGAGACCAGCAUCAGAGUAG
This is a messenger RNA of Purpureocillium lilacinum, 699 nucleotides long. RefSeq lists its product as uncharacterized. The record is from RefSeq and is a predicted model, not a curated record. Lineage: Eukaryota; Fungi; Ascomycota; Sordariomycetes; Hypocreales; Ophiocordycipitaceae. Gene Ontology annotation, molecular function: acyltransferase activity, transferring groups other than amino-acyl groups.